Molecule: messenger RNA, 2192 nt
Organism: Oryza brachyantha (malo sina)
Lineage: Eukaryota; Viridiplantae; Streptophyta; Magnoliopsida; Poales; Poaceae
Product: granule-bound starch synthase 1b, chloroplastic/amyloplastic
Exons: 14
Coding region: 123-1949 (608 amino acids)
Molecular function (GO): alpha-1,4-glucan glucosyltransferase (UDP-glucose donor) activity
Source: RefSeq, a predicted model, not a curated record
AGCUUUUGCUGCUGCGCGACUCGCUGUCUGGAGCAGCGGGUGGAGGUGGGUAAGCUCGCCGGAGAACCCGUUCGGCUUUCGCCUACCGCCGUCGCCGCCCGCCUAGGACAAGGUGCCACCGAAUGGCUGCAACAAUGGGUUCAAUACCUACCUACCGCUCUUAUCAAACAAAUGGAGUCGGCACGUUAAAGCAAUCACCUCACAUGCAAUUCCAACAAUCUUGCAACUAUGGAGUCAGGUUCCUAAAGAAGGAGACUCUUGCAGUGCGGAAUAACACACAUAUGGCCAAAAGAAGAGCUACAAACAAUGAAAUGCGCACUAAGCCUAGGAGGUCUCACAUGUCUAUCGUAUGCUCUACUGGAAUGACAAUAAUUUUCGUUGCAACGGAAUGUCACCCAUGGUGCAAAACUGGAGGCCUUGGUGAUGUUUUAGGGGGAUUGCCCCCUGCUCUUGCUGCAAUGGGGCACCGAGUCAUGACAAUAGUUCCUCGUUAUGAUCAAUACAAAGAUGCAUGGGAUACAAAUGUUCUUGUUGAGGUCAAUAUUGGUGACAGGACAGAAACAGUGCGCUUCUUCCACUGCUACAAAAGGGGAGUUGACCGUGUUUUUGUUGAUCAUCCUAUGUUUCUUGAGAAGGUAUGGGGCAAGACUGGAGCAAAACUGUAUGGUCCUACCACUGGAGAUGACUAUAGAGAUAACCAGCUGCGGUUCUGCCUUUUAUGCCUAGCUGCAUUGGAGGCUCCAAGGGUUCUCAAUCUCAACAAUUCUGAGUAUUUCUCUGGACCAUAUGGUGAAAAUGUUGUCUUCGUUGCAAAUGACUGGCACACUGGAGUUCUGCCAUGCUAUCUCAAGAGCAUCUAUCAGGCAAAAGGAAUCUAUGUGAAUGCUAAGGUUGUUUUCUGCAUCCACAAUAUUGCCUACCAGGGCAGAUUUGCGAGAGAAGAUUUUGAACUUCUUAAUCUACCGGACAGUUUCCUUCCUUCAUUUGAUUUUAUUGAUGGGCAUCUUAAACCUGUAGUAGGUAGAAAGACUAACUGGAUGAAGGCAGGGAUCACUGAAUGCGAUCUAGUUAUGACGGUUAGUCCACAUUAUGUCAAAGAACUCACUUCAGGUGCAGACACAGGUGUUGAGUUGGAUGGUGUCCUUCGCACAAAGCCCCUCGAAGUUGGAAUUGUGAAUGGCAUGGAUGUUUAUGAAUGGAAUCCAGAAACAGAUAAGUACGUUAGUGUGAAAUAUGAUGCAACAACGGUAACUGAAGCAAGGGCUCUCAAUAAAGAAAGGCUACAAGCUGAAGUUGGGUUGCCUGUGGAUUCGAGCAUUCCUUUGAUUGUUUUUGUUGGUCGUCUUGAAGAGCAGAAAGGGUCAGACAUAUUAAUUGCAGCCAUUCCAGAGUUUGUGGAGGAAAAUGUUCAGAUAAUUGUUCUUGGUACAGGGAAGAAGAAAAUGGAGGAGGAACUAGUGCUGCUUGAAGUUAAAUAUCCACAAAAUGCUAGAGGGAUAGCAAAAUUUAAUGUUCCUUUAGCGCAUAUGAUGUUUGCUGGGGCUGAUUUUAUAAUUGUUCCUAGUAGAUUCGAGCCGUGUGGUCUCAUCCAAUUGCAAGGGAUGAGAUAUGGAGUGAUUCCCAUCUGCUCAUCUACUGGAGGACUUGUUGACACAGUUAAGGAAGGCGUGACCGGAUUCCACAUGGGUUCGUUCAAUGUCGAGUGUGAAACUGUCGAUCCAGCAGACGUCACUGCGGUUGCUUCAACUGUCAAACGGGCUCUGAAGCAGUAUGGUACACCGGCAUUCCAAGAAAUGGUUCAAAACUGCAUGGCGCAAGACCUAUCUUGGAAGGGACCUGCAAAGAAGUGGGAGGAGGUUCUUCUUGGCUUGGGUGUUGAGGGGAGCCAACCAGGCAUCGAGGGUGAGGAGGUGGCGCCACUUGCCAAGGAAAACGUGGCUACUCCCUGAAAAUCUCCAUGACGUGCCUAGGUUUGCCAUGCUGCUUUUAGGAGAUAGCAGCAUUUAUAGGCUCCCAUGGAAUUCAAAGCCACUCCCUGGAGGCUUUUGCCAUUCACGUGUAAUAUAAUCCCAGAUGCUACCUCGAGAUCGUUGUGAAGUUCUGGAGUUUGUGCAGUGCCUGCCCUCGACUAUCUACUGUACUUUUUUACAACUAGCUAUGUUGAAGUAUCUAGUUUGGUUUACUAUUGCAAA